Molecule: messenger RNA, 2467 nt
Organism: Cavia porcellus (domestic guinea pig)
Lineage: Eukaryota; Metazoa; Chordata; Mammalia; Rodentia; Caviidae
Gene: Acsm4
Product: acyl-CoA synthetase medium chain family member 4
Exons: 15
Coding region: 559-2301 (580 amino acids)
Biological process (GO): acyl-CoA metabolic process; fatty acid biosynthetic process
Cellular component (GO): mitochondrial matrix
Molecular function (GO): fatty-acyl-CoA synthase activity; fatty acid ligase activity
Source: RefSeq, a predicted model, not a curated record
CUCGUCUGCAGAGAAGGCAAGAAAAAUAUUUAAGAAUCCUUUACCAUGUGAGAUUAGGCAGAUGUAUAAAACGUGGGAAACGGUGCACAAUUUUGUAGAAAAGCACCUACCUGAACACAGUUGUAGCAACACGAGUGAUGAAUCUGCUUAAUGACAAUGAAAUGUUACAUUUUUGUAAAAUCCUCCAAAGGAGGCAAAAGCAAGUGUCCUUAGAUAGGUUCCUUGUUAAAGUUACAAGAAAAGAAAAAGAUUCCAUUGAACCAAUAGAUAGCAGAUUCCAUUAGUGAUAGUAAAAUUUGUCUUACACAAUAACUCUAUUCUCUCAUGUCUCUCACACCAGCCAUGAAAGUUUUCAAAGGUUGUCCAGAGAAACAAAAACUCUCCCCUAGGGGAUUAUUUUCCAGCCGUACACCAGAGACUUAGGGCCAUAACAGCAGAGAUAGCAGCAAAAGAAGAAAAGGAAAGAAUUGAUUUUCUGGCAAACACAGAACUGAGUCCUUGUGAAAAAGGCUCUGGGACUUCCAUCUCCCUACCAGUAGACAAAGUCCUCUGGGAACCAUGAGGAGUUUUUUCCACUGCCACCUCUUUAGAUUCAUCUGGUUCACCAAGCCAUCCAUCCGGUCCUUUCACAGAGGUCACCAGCUUUGGGCAGCCAUGACUUCUGCUGACUUUGAAGCCAUAAAUCGCUGUGACAGGCCACUGCCUAAAAACUUUAACUUUGCUGGGGAUGUGCUGGAUCAGUGGUCCCAAAAGGAGAAGACAGGGGAGAGGCCAACCAAUCCAGCCCUGUGGUGGGUGAAUGGCAAGGGGGAUGAGGUGAAGUGGAGCUUCAGAGAACUGAGCUCUUUGUCCCAAAAGGCCGCCAACGUGUUCACCAAGUCCUGCGGCUUACAGAGAGGAGAUCGAGUGGUCGUGAUUCUACCCCGAAUCCCUGAAUGGUGGCUCAUCCAUGUGGCUUGCAUACGAACAGGACUUGUAUUCAUUCCGGGAACAACCCAGCUGACAGCCAAAGACAUCCUGUACCGGCUGCAAGCGUCAAAGGCCAAGUGCAUUGUGGUCAGUGAGGAGGUGGCCCCUGCAGUGGAGUCCAUAGCAUCUGAGUGUCCCAACCUGAAGAACAAAGUCCUGGUGUCUCCACAUAACUGGAACGGUUGGCUCAGCUUCCAGGAAUUAUUUCAAUCUUCCUCUGAAGAGCACAGCUGUGUGGACACAGGGAGUCAAGAACCAAUGGCCAUUUAUUUCACCAGUGGGACCACAGGCUUCCCUAAGAUGGUUCAGCACUCUCAGAGCAGCCUUGGCAUUGGAUAUGCCCUCUGUGGCAGGCAUUGGCUGGACUUGAAUCCCUCGGAUAUCAUAUGGAAUAUGUCGGACACAGGUUGGGUCAAGGCUGCCAUUGGUAGUGUGUUUUCUUCCUGGCUUCGGGGUGCCUGUGUUUUUGUGCAUCGAAUGGCCUCGUUUGACUCUGACACCUUCCUAGACACGCUUACCACCUAUCCCAUCACCCACAUAUGCAGCGCACCCACUGUGUACCGGAUGCUUGUGCAGAAAGACCUUAAGAGAUAUAAAUUCAAGAAGCUGAGGCACUGCUUGACUGGAGGGGAGCCACUCAACCCAGAGGUGCUGGAACAUUGGAAGGCGCAAACAGGGCUGGAGCUGUAUGAAUGCUACGGGCAGACUGAAGUGGGUAUAAUUUGUGCCAAUCAGAAAGGUCAAGAAAUUAAACCUGGCUCUAUGGGAAAAGGAGUGUUACCUUACGAUGUCCAGAUUAUAGAUGAAAAAGGCGAUAUCCUACCACCUGGCAAAGAAGGCGAUAUUGCUCUCAGACUAAAGUCUACCCGGCCUUUCUGUUUCUUCUCUGAAUAUGUGGACAAUCCAGAGAAAACUGCUGCUACAAUAAGGGGAGACUUUUAUGUCACUGGGGACAGAGGCCGGAUGGACAGUGAUGGGUAUUUCUGGUUUGUCGGCAGAGCUGAUGAUGUCAUUAUAUCCUCUGGGUACCGUAUCGGGCCCUUUGAAGUGGAGAGCGCACUUAUUGCGCACCCAGCAGUUGUCGAAUCAGCUGUUGUCAGCAGUCCAGAUCCAAUCCGAGGAGAGGUGGUAAAAGCUUUUGUUGUCUUAUCUGCACCCUACAAAUCGUCCAACCCUGAGAAACUAGCUCUUGAACUUCAGGAUCAUGUGAAAAAAUCAACUGCAGCUUACAAAUAUCCAAGAAAGGUGGAAUUUGUUCAAGAACUCCCAAAGACAAUCACUGGGAAAAUCAAACGCAACGUUUUGAGAGACCAAGAAUGGGGACAAAAAUAGCCUGAUAAGAAAACUUGAGGAAUUAAAUAGUAACAUGGUUGCUUUCUUUUAACACUUACUUCUUGAUAAUUCAGUGGCUGCUUUCUUAAAGAUUUUUUUUUUCUGUUUGAAAAUUUGAGUUUUUGUUUUCCACUUAGCCAAGAAAUAAAAAAAUACUCUAAACGGA